Molecule: messenger RNA, 13281 nt
Organism: Pelobates cultripes (western spadefoot toad)
Lineage: Eukaryota; Metazoa; Chordata; Amphibia; Anura; Pelobatidae
Source: the annotation of a GenBank genome assembly
CGCGAGCUGUGCCGUGUUGGCCGCAGGGCCGCUCUGGCAGAGUAUUUCUGGCGGACUCGCUGGUGUUGGGUCCUCCCCCGGCGGACAUGGCCCUUCCCAGCAUUCCCUACGAGCAGCGGCUUCUCAUCAUGGCGGAUCCACGGGAGAAGGCUCUGCAGGAUUACAGGAAGAAACUGCUGGAGCACAAGGAGAUCGACGGGCGGCUGAAGGAGUGUGAGUGGGGGGGAGAGAGGGCCGGGGGGGGGCAGGGAGGGGGAGGCGGGGGGCAAAUAAGCUGUGUCAUGGCGGCCUGGGAGCUGGGCACAGAGCUCCACCAACACAGAGCUCCACUAACACUAUCACAGAGCUCCACCAUCACAGAGCUCCACCAUCACAGAGCUCCACCAUCACAGAGCUCCACUAACACUAUCACAGAGCUCCACCAUCACAGAGCUCCACCAUCACAGAGCUCCACCAUCACAGAGCUCCACCAUCACAGAGCUCCACCAUCACAGAGCUCCACUAACACUAUCACAGAGCUCCACCAUCACAGAGCUCCACCAUCACAGAGCUCCACCAUCACAGAGCUCCACCAUCACAGAGCUCCACCAUCACAGAGCUCCACUAACACUAUCACAGAGCUCCACCAACAUAGAGCUCCACCAUCACAGAGCUCCACUAACACUAUCACAGAGCUCCACCAUCACAGAGCUCCACUAACACUAUCACAGAGCUCCACCAUCACAGAGCUCCACCAUCACAGAGCUCCACUAACACUAUCACAGAGCUCCACCAUCACAGAGCUCCACCAUCACAGAGCUCCACCAACACAGAGCUCCACCAACACAGAGCUCCACCGUCACAGAGCUCCACCGUCACAGAGCUCCACCGUCACAGAGCUCCACCGUCACAGAGCUCCACCGUCACAGAGCUCCACCGUCACAGAGCUCCACCGUCACAGAGCUCCACCAACACUAUCACAGAGCUCCACUGUCGUCAUCCCACUACCCAGAGAGCUCCACUAUCAACCCUGUCAUACCACAGUCUGAGAAGAUUUAACAAGGAACUGGCACUUAUCUAGAAUUUACACAACUGAAACUUAAAGGGACACUAUAGUCACCAGAACAACUGCAGCUUAUUAUAUAGUACCCAGCUUAUUAUAUAGUACCCAGCUUAUUAUAUAGUACCCAGCUUAUUAUAUAGUACCCAGCUUAUUGAAUUUGUUCUGGUGAGUAGAAUCAUUCCCUUCUGGCUUUUUGCUGUAAACACUGUAAUUUCAGAGAAAAUACAGUGUUUACAUUACAGCCUAGUGAUAACUUCCCUGGCCACUCCUCAGAUGGCUGUUAGAGAUCCUUCCUGGGUGAUAGCUGCCUAAAAUGCAUCCAAACAUUCCGUAUCUCCUCCCUCUGCAUGCAGACACUGAACUUUCCUCAUAGAGAUUCAUUGAUUCAAUUCAUCUCUUUGAGGAGAUGCUGAUUGGCCAGGGCUGUGUUUGAAUCAUGCUGGCUCUGACCCUGAUCUGCCUCUUUGUCAGUCUCAGCCAACCCUAUGGGGAAGCACUGUGAUUGGAUCAGGCUACCACUUCUGAUGAUGUCAGCAGACUGCUUGUUUUUCUGAGUCUAACAGCAUGCAGAGUUACAGCUUCAGGCUUGAAUACAGUAAGAUUUUGCUAUAUUUAUGAAGGCAUGAGGGGCCCAGGGGGGCUAGAUGGUGGUUUUAACACUAUAGGGUCAGGAAUACAUGUUUGUGUUCCUGACCCUAUAGUGAUCCUUUAACAUGAGGCAGGACACCUUAAACCAACAUGCCUUACUCUCCUACAGAAAAUGGUAUCUCCUACACCAUUGGGGCAAUAAGAUCCAACGCUAUAGCUGCCGAUUGCAGUGGCCCAGGCUGAUCUAGUAGUCUCACCCUCUAAUAUUUGGUGAGGACCCCACUACCUAUGGUCAAUGGAGAAUAAAAAUCGGAUGUCCUUCAAGUGAUAUCGAAUACGCUUCAGUAAAUAGACCGUACUAGUCUUUCUUUGAACAAUUGCCUAAUGUACAAAUCCUUUUCUGUUCUGUACCCUCUCCCUUUAUUUUGUUUAAAAAAAAAAUCUAUAAAAACUUUUCAAAUGGGGGGGGGGGAGAAAUCACCAAUAACCUCUCCAAUUUUUUUAAUUUUUUUCAUGAAAUGUUGCAUUUACUAUUGGUUUUACUUUAGUUUAGUAAAUUAAAUCAUAAUCCAGUUCAGACAAGGCACAUCCUGGGCAUAUAUUGCAAAUGUAUAGAAAAAUGGUUUCAUUUAUUCCAGUGGGCGGAGCUUAUAGCAGUGAUUGACAGGGAGCUAAGAUGGAGGUGGCUCUCUCUAUACUGACUGCCAGGUGUAAAGGGCGGAGCUUAUAACAAUGAUUGACAGGGAGCUAAGACGGAGGCGGCUCUCUCUAUACUGACUGCUAGGUCUAAAGAGCGGCGCUUAUAACAAUGAUUGAAAGGGAGCUACGAUGGAGGCGGCUCUCUCUAUACUGACUGCCAGGUGUAAUGGGCGGAGCUUAUAACAAUGAUUGAAAGGGAGCUACGAUGGAGGCGGCUCUCUCUAUACUGACUGCCAGGUGUAAAGGGCGGAGCUUAUAACAAUGAUUGACAGGGAGCUAAGAUGGAGGCGGCUCUCUCUAUACUGACUGCCAGGUGUAAUGGACGGAGCUUAUAACAAUGACUGACAGGGAGCUAAGAUGGAGGUGGCUCUCUCUAUACUGACUGCCAGGUGUAAUGGGCGGAGCUUAUAACAAUGAUUGACAGGGAGCUAAGAUGGAGGUGGCUCUCUCUAUGCUGACUGCCAGGUGUAAAGGGCGGAGCUUAUAACAAUGAUUGACAGCUUGCUAAGCUAAAAGGGAGGUUUCCAGUUACAGGAUAGAGAGUUGUGGAUUUCUACCUUUCACUUUAUUUUUCACAUCUCACAAAGAUUUUACUUACAGCAGUAAGUAAACAUAAUAUUAAAAUACCCAGAAAGUUUCAAUUUAAAAUCCAACCGUAUUGCGUUUCCUCAGUGAGAGGCUCUUCCGACCCCCGGACUUUAUUUGGUUGCCUAAUAUCACCAAAUGGUUAAUCAUACUCUGCCGCCCUCUCUAUUCUCAUUCUGCGAGCUGGUGUGUGUUACGCUUAGCAUAGAUCGAGCCAUGCCCAUAUAUUGCUGCUAUUAAUAGCUGGCUAGAAUGGGGUUAAGCAGCUCUAUCUAGUUAUUGUUAACAAUACGUACAUUGAUUUAUGAUUUAUUUUGUAGUGCGUGAACAACUGAGGGAGCUAACAAAACAGUAUGAGAAAUCUGAAAAUGAUCUGAAGGCUCUACAAAGUGUGGGGCAGGUAUGAUUCUGAGUGAUAGAAGAUUCACAUUAUCCAGCUGUGCGGACUGACUAAAUUCACAUUCCUUUUAUUCUGCUUUUAGAUUGUUGGAGAAGUUCUCAAACAACUGACAGAGGAAAAAUGUAAGUAUAUAUAUAUAUAAAAAUGAUUACAUAUUCACUUAACAGCAAGUUAGUGCUACGUUGACUGCAGGGCAUGUAAAACAGUUAGAGUAACUAAACUGGGAAAAUGGAGUGUGUGAUGUCAGUCUCUCUGUUCCUAUACUACCUAGCCGGCACUAGCAGCGUUGGUCAUGACCACAUGCUGUGAUUGCUAUGCUGGAAGAGUAGAAGGAUUGCCUUUGAGAGAUUUUCUGCUUUCCCUGGUCAAUCAAUUCUUCAGUAUAUAGACAUACAAUUGGUAGGUGGGAGUUAUAAAUGGUGUUUUCCCUUCAUCUAGCCAUGCGGUAUGUGUGUUUAUAUAAUAUAUUUAUAUGUGUUCUUUAAAAAGCGUAGCAUACGUUAUAAAUGGCAAAACCAGUAACCUUUAAAAAAAAAUAAUUCUAUAUAUUUGUAUUAUUUUCUUUUUUUACCAGUUAUUGUAAAAGCUACAAAUGGACCAAGAUAUGUUGUUGGCUGUCGUCGACAGGUAACCUUAAUUUAAAAUAAUUUUUUCAAAAUAAUCUCAGCAUUUAAACAAAUUCUGCUAACUUGACCAAAAUUACAGUUUUGACCAUUACUCUCAAUAUUUGCAUUAUCCGUCCUGAAUGGGAUCUUACAGAUAUCUACUCUAAUACUCCGAGAAUGUGUAACUGAAGCACGUCUUGAGGAAUUCAUUGGUUAGAAGGAUAAACUUGGAAAUGGGUUUUAUGUCUGAAGCCAAAAUGGACGUUUUCCACUUAAAACCAUCUUAUUCUUCUGUCGUUUGAAAUGGUUACACCAUUUUGGCAUUAACUCAUUUUCUCUGUGUAUGCGUGUAAAAAUAAAUAAUAUAUAUUCUUAUAGAACAUUGACAUACAGGGAGUGGGCUCCAGUUUGAAUGAAGCUCUUUCAGUAACACUAAUGUAGCUGCAAUAUACCAACAUGUCUGUAUAUAGUUCUUUGAUUGUUUGUUUUUGUUCAGCUGGAUAAAAGUAAGCUGAAGCCGGGGACUAGAGUAGCCUUGGACAUGACGACUCUGACUAUCAUGCGGUAAGUGUUAUAUUGAGGUGGGUGGAUGGAAUUUAUUGGAUAUCUGAUGUUUGUUUAGGAGGUAACCUGGUUAUGUCGUGCCAUGUACUUCUUCCUACAAGCAGUGAGAGGCCUUUUCUAUGUGUAGUGCAAGAAUCUCUCUCUUCAUCUCUCUCUAGAUGGUCUUUGUCAGUCUGUAGAGUCUAUGCAGCUUGUAAUAUAAUCUACUUUUGCCGGCCAACUGAUUAUUCCCAAUGUUUAUUUCACCCCAACUGCAGUUAUUUACCACGAGAAGUGGAUCCUCUGGUGUACAACAUGUCUCAUGAGGACCCAGGAGAUGUGUCCUACUCGGAGAUUGGAGGGCUUUCUGAACAAAUCAGAGAGCUUAGAGAGGUAUUGUUUUAAGGAAACACGUUUCAAAGACAAUCCCAAAACCCCAUUGAGGAAGCUCUUAAAAUAAACGCCAAAUCAUUACUUCACUUCCUUUCAUUGGAAUCCAUUGUUUAAUGAAUAUCUUAUUGUUCUUUGCUAAAUGUGAACUAUAGUUGGUAUUUGUAAGUUAUGAAAUCUAUGUAUUCCUUAAAGAGAUGCUGGAUUAGCGGUAAUAAUGGCAAAAGAUCAGCAUGAGUAUUGGGUUGUUGGGUUUUUGUUUUUUCUUAACUUAGUUUGAUGACUGGUGUGUUCCAAUAUUUUACAGUAUUUGUUGAGGAAAUAUUCCUAGGGAGAAUUCUCUAACCCUUUCUGUAAUAAACUUUUGUGUUUACAGGUCAUUGAACUCCCCCUCACAAACCCAGAGCUGUUUCAGCGUGUUGGAAUAAUACCUCCAAAGGGCUGUCUGCUGUAUGGCCCACCAGGUCUAGAUCUUUUUUAUAUAUUUAUUUUUCCAUGCACUUGCUAAGCAUUAAAACAACUUUAGUUUAAAGGACACUGUAGACACCCAUACCACUUCAGCUCAUUGAAGUGGUCUGGGUGCUGUGACCCUUUUGCACUAGGUGCUGCAAUGUUAAACAUUGCAGUUCCAGAGAAUAUUUACAUUGCAGAUCUAAGUCUGCCCUCUGUGGCUGACUACCAGAGAGCCACUAGAGGGCUUCCGGAGUCCAAACAGACUUUUGAUCCGUUAUCUGACGCUGGACAUCCUCGUGGACCUCCAGCGUCAGAUUUUCCCCAUAGGAAAGCAUUGAAUAAUGCUUUCCUAUGGGGAAGUCUAAUGCGCUCGUGGCCAUUAACCCCUUCAGCCCCGAGGGAGGGGGGAAAUCCAGGAGCCUAUAGUGCCAGGCAAACGGGUUUGUUUUCCUGGCUCUAUAGGAUGCCUUUAACCCCUUGAGGACCAAACUUCUGGAAUAAAAGGGAAUCGUGACAUGUCACACACGUCAUGUGUCCUUAAGGGGUUAAAGAAGCUGUAUUGGAGUAUAGAUCAUGCCCCUCCAGUCUCGCUGCUCAAUUCUCUGCCAUUUAGGAGUUAAAUCACUUGCCACAGUGUUUCAGAAAGGGUGUAGGAAGGCUGUGUGAGUUUCAGUCAGGGGAGGUAUGACUAAGGCUGCAUAAACAGUGAUUUAACUUCUAAAUGGCAGUGAGACUGCAGGAGCAUGAUCUAUACAUAAAAAAACAGCUUCAAUAAAAGGUUGUUUUGGUGUCAAUCAUAAUUUAGAUGCCAAAGGUACAAUACAAAUAGACUUUAUGGUGACAAAACACGUGACAUGUCAGAAACACAACUUCAGCUUUAGAUAAAAGUAUGAGGAAAAUACAGGGUGGUGGUGUUUAGUUUUCAAAACAUUAAUAAAGGUCUUUUCUGAUUUUUUUUUUUUCAUUUGGGCGUUUAAGCACGCAGUAGAAGGUUGCUGCUUUUUAUGAAUAGAAACCUUGUCGGUUUGUGUAUGGGAGCGCAUUGCAGUUGUUGCACAGCCUGGCAUCGUAAGCAAUCUCAAUAGCUCAUAACUCCCAUCCUGCAGGGAAUCAUCGGGCAUUGAGCAUGUAGCUACGAAAUAUGCAUUCUGUACUUCUGUUCUGCUUUUCAAUUAUAAUUUGCUAGAGUGACAGAAGGAGGAACCGAAAGCCAUAAGAAAAGAAGAGAAACAUCUGUAAAAUGUCACCAUUUGGUUUAAUGUACUGGGGUUUUCUUAACUUCCUCUCAAGAAGAUGAAAGGAUUUACUUUGUAAAAAUGCCUUGCUUGUAAAUGUGCUCUGUUCUUUCUAGGUACUGGGAAAACUCUUUUAGCGAGAGCUGUUGCCAGCCAGCUGGACUGCAAUUUCUUAAAGGUGAGGUUUUUUGUUAAUGUCAGUAGAGGAGCAUCCUUGAUCUGUGUGGCACUAAAACUACAUAGGAAAUAACAAAGUGAUCUGUGCAAUAUGAGCGCUUCAUUCCCUCGUGUGUAACAUGAUAUACUUAACUUGGCUACCACGCUAUGUGUCUCUUCCUGACUACACACAGAAUCACAAAUCGAAAACCGAGCACUGUGUGGCCAAAACUACUACCAGUGCAUGUAGUGGGUAACCCUUACCCUUACGAGUUAAGGGAUUGGUAUGCAGUGAGAAACUAUACAGGGUAAAGAGACUAUAUGAUGCAAUAUAGUCUGUAAUUCUACAAACUCACAAGGUAUUGAGCAAGAUAGGACCGGCUCAGGUGACACAUACCUCCUUCUGUCUUUAUACAAAUUAAGUCAGGAAAAACGGCACAAAAAAUAGACAACGGCAGUGGCUUUCUGGUGAAGUAUGUCAAAUAUAUGAACCUGCUUACCUUUUCUACUCCUGGCUCUAGGUAUGUCACGUUAGGGGCCACUGCCCUUACUUGGAUAGGAAACUACACAUGAGGUUAUCUCCUCAAAAAAGGCAUCAGACCUGUCAUCCUGAGCAAUCAUUGGUCUUUCACCAUGGAAACCAGGAAACAUCCUGCUGAUCCCAUUCAUUUACUGAUUUUCUUCUGUUCUAGGUGGUCUCUAGUUCUAUCGUAGACAAAUACAUUGGUGAGAGCGCUCGUCUCAUUAGAGAGAUGUUCAACUAUGCCAGGGACCACCAGCCGUGUAUCAUUUUUAUGGAUGAAAUUGAUGCCAUAGGUAAGAACCUUUUCCAUAUAUCUCUCCUUAUUUCAAGACUUGUGCUGCUAGCCAGCCUUAAGUUCCUUGCCACUACAAGCCAAGAGGGUCCAUGACUCAUUACGGGUGAGUUUUCUGACUAGCCAAGCUCCUUAGAAGUGACAGGUGGCGUAACAUUGGACAAUAUAAAUAGACUGAUCCUGCAUAUGGUGUCUGGCAAUUUGUAAACAUUGUAUUGGUUGUUGAGCCAUUCCUAUCCCUAUUGAAAAAGAGACUCUUCUGGGAUUCCAUGAGUUUGUAACCCUUUUGCUGUGUGUUUGUACUUUAUCCCUUACUCUUCAUAUACGUAAAGGACACAGGAUUUGCUGCUAAUAUCAUAAAGGCAGGGUUUAAAUCGGAAGUCAUAUACUACAAGAAGUGAAUUAUGGUUUUAAUACCAAGCCUUUGCUAAAUUUGACCUUCUAGAUUAUAAAGUUAAUGAUCACAGAUUCCAAAACCUCUACACAAAAAUAAUCUAGUUGUAGAAAGUAAUUGGUAUUUUUGAGCACAUUUUGACCAUUUUAUCACCAGUUAUAUUUAGUUUUUCGUGUUUCAUUUCCCUGAGUAGUUUCUGAUAGUUUCUCCCUUUACUGUAUUCUGCUACUGCCCCUGUGUACAGUAACACAUCCUAUGUAGACAUAUGCCAGAUUUUUAAGAAAUUGUAUGGGCAUAUUGCAAGUGACAUUUUGUUUUCAAAUAUACUUUUUCUAUUUUAGUUUUCUGAGCCCAUUUCAUUUACCUCACAUUAUACUACAAAUCUGCAAAAUAACAUUGGACUUUUUAAUAUGAGGCAUUUUGAGUCGUUUCACUAAUUUCUGAUGAAUGUGUUGUCUCUCCAAAGAUGUUAUUUAGUGAAGUAUUACAUAUGAAUGAACUAGUGACUGCACUCUGUUAGCCAGCCUCUUCAUUAAUUCAAUAAAGUGGAAAAAUCUGCAAUUUGAGCUCUCCAAACGGUUGAUACUGCAGUCGUUAAUGCAAUAAUGUUAUUCUUUGCUGUGGGCCACUGUUUGGUGAAGGAACUCUGCCACCAUACUGGGCGACUUAAAAUGUCACCCAUAAGAGCAGAUUGUCUACAGUCUGUGUGAUCGCUGUCAACUACAGCACGUAAUCUUUGUUCUUGGCUUGCAAAGAAUCGCUCAGCCUUGGGACCAGCCUAGUCAACAACACAGGGUUAGGGGUAGCAAUUUGGGCAUUUAAACUGGUCUUCAUACCCUGUAUGUUCUGUCUCUAACAGACUUAAUCCAUCACAAAGGUGUUAAGUUGGCUUCCUCCUUAUUGGCACCUUAACUGCACAAUACCUAACAUUGUAAUCUACAAAGCCGUCCUAAUAACGAAAGUUGCUUAACUGUUAACUACAUUUACUGUAUUUUAGGUGGCCGUCGUUUUUCUGAAGGCACGUCAGCUGAUAGAGAAAUCCAGAGAACUCUGAUGGAGGUAAUUUUUAGCUAAUGUGUUUCUGAAAACCGUGCUUCACUUUGAUUGUUGCAAGGGGAGAAGGAUUUUUUUCCUCUGUUGGACCCUUGGGACUGUCUUUAGUUCAACAAAGAAAUAUACAGCAUGACCCUCUAAUGCAGGGCUGUCCAACCUGUGGGCCCCCCCAAAUGUUUGCUGAACUACAACUCCCAUGAUUCCCUGGCUAUCUGUUUCAUUGAGAGAAUCAUGUUCUAGUUGUAGUUCAGCAAAAUCUGCCGCAGGUUGGACAGCCUUACUCUAAUCUAAUGACUGCUGUAAACUCUGUCCUAUUAUGUUACAAAACACUUUCAGGCUUAGACUAGAGGUAGUGGAUCUAUUCAGGUGUUGUAAGCAGAGCAGGUUUUCAAAGCUGCAACAACUCUGCCGAACUAAUGUCUCUGGCAAGGGACAAGUCCUGUCCAAAUUGGCAUCUGAGGAUUGUUCUUUUACCUAAUAUCUAGAUGUUGUCUUUUUUCCUUCAGUGUCUAUGGUAAGCAUUUUCUUUCCUUUUUAUAGAAAGCCAGUGUUUUCUGUUUUCUCGUAUCUAAAUAUUGCUGUUUUUAUGCGUAGAACUCCCAACACUUGUUGUGUCGGUGUCUUGCAGGGAGUUAUGGGAACUUUUAGUUUGUGAACUAAGGAUGUGCCAAGGAUAGACAUCUGUUUUAGAAACCUCUAAACUGCUUUUUCUGAACCUCUAGUUGCUGAAUCAGAUGGAUGGUUUCGACACUUUGCAUAGAGUAAAAAUGAUUAUGGCCACAAACAGACCCGACACGUUGGAUCCUGCCUUGCUGCGUCCUGGGAGACUGGACAGAAAAAUUCGUACGUCUAGAACCAGCACUUUCUUGGAGUGAUUGUUACUUUUCUUCCUCUUGACUAAUAUUUUUUUUGUCCCCAGAUAUUGAGCUACCUAAUGAGCAAGCACGGUUAGAUAUUCUGAAGAUACACGCUGGCCCAAUUACAAAGCACGGGGAAAUAGGUAAAUCCUUAACAAUUGGUGUAUCGCUAGUGCCGUGAGUAAAGUUAGAAUGGGGAUUCUCAAUCAUAUUAAUGUACCUGAGAAACAUUGUGCAUGUGGAUUUUGGAUUUUACAACUACUUAAACCGCAAGGAAAAUAUUUAAUAAGGGCUUCCAUCUUGUCUCCUGAACGUGGGCAGCGGUACUUGGUCGUCGAGUGCCUGGAACUCUUUUCGGUUUGGCACAUGCUCGAAUGCCGGUAAACCUUAGACCACUGCCCGUCCCAUUUCCCGACCACCUACCCACCUACACAAACAACGUUCGGGAGAUAUAAACUACCGAACAAUAAAGAGAUUCCCUUGUAUGGGUUUCGCACAAGAACCCUACGAAUAAAGACCAGCCAGAGCACCAAUUUCCCUGGAACUGUUUUGGGUUAGCGCCUCGCGUCUGGCCCUUCAAAACUUUACCACAAUGCCAUUCCCGUUCUGCCAAUCCGAUCUGAGUGAUUCUUGGAUAUGUUGGACAGUCAGGUUGGGGAAUGUACUUUUCGUGGGGUCCUGGGGUAUCGUUAGGGUACUUUUGGGGUACAGGAUAUUUUGUUGCAUGUUCUGUACCUUGGAGAUAAUUAAAUUAGAGGAGUUUUCUCAGGCACAGAUGAUCCUAGGAUUGAAAACCCUGCAUUAUUGAAUGUGAAACCCCUUGCCUGGGACUGAGUAUAAAAGCCGUGUAUGUGAAAAAACUGUUGUACUCCCAGAACUGUGUAUCGUCCGGUUGCUGGGGUGGAGGUGGGAGAUUCUUUGAUUGUUCUACUUGUUCCUGACUGUACUUUGGUGUUACCAGCGUAGUAGAGUCCCUGCUAGGACUAGAGCUGUCCUUCAAGUAUUAUGUUUAACUCAUAAAUUUCAAAGUAUUAAGCGGUGAGACUGCAGGGGUGGAAGCUAUACACACCAAAACCACUUUACUAAGCUAUAGUUGCUUUGGUGCUCAGAGUAGGUUCCCUUUAAAUUCUUAGCAGUGUCUGAGGUGUAUCUUGUGCUGUGGCCGGUUAGUACUAUCCUUGUUAUUUGUGACUUGUGUCCUGGGGAUACGAUGUGUGAGAUGUAUCUAGUUCUGUGGCCGGUUAGUACUAUCCUGGUUAUUUGAGACAUGUCCUGGGGAUACGAUGUGCGAGGUGUAUCUAGUUCUGUGGCCGGUUAGUACUAUCCUGGAUAUUUGAGACAUGUGUCCUGGGGAUACGAUGUGCGAGGUGUAUCUCGUUCUGUGGCCGGUUAGUACUAUCCUGGUUAUUUGAGACAUGUGUCCUGGGGAUACGAUGUGCGAGGUGUAUCUAGUUCUGUGGCCGGUUAGUACUAUCCUGGUUAUUUGAGACAUGUGUCCUGGGGAUACGAUGUGCGUUCUGUGGCCGGUUAGUACUAUCCUGGUAUUUGAGACAUGUGUCCUGGGGAUACGAUGUGCGAGGUGUAUCUAGUUCUGUGGUCGGUUAGUACUAUCCUGGUUAUUUGAGACAUGUGUCCUGGGGAUACGAUGUGCGAGGUGUAUCUAGUUCUGUGGCCGGUUAGUACUAUCCUGGUUAUUUGAGACAUGCUUGGGGAUACGAUGUGCGAGGUGUAUCUCGUUCUGUGGCCGGUUAGUACUAUCCUGGUUAUUUGAGACAUGUGUCCUGGGGAUACGAUGUGCGAGGUGUAUCUAGUUCUGUGGCCGGUUAGUACUAUCCUGGUUAUUUGAGACAUGUGUCCUGGGGAUACGAUGUGUGAGAUGUAUCUAGUUCUGUGGCCGGUUAGUACUAUCCUGGAUAUUUGUGACGUGUGUCCUGGGGAUACGAUGUGUGAGAUGUAUCUAGUUCUGUGGCCGGUUAGUACUAUCCUGGUUAUUUGUGACGUGUCCUGGGGAUACGAUGUGCGAGGUGUAUCUAGUUCUGUGGCCGGUUAGUAAAUUCCUGGUUAUUUGUGACGUGUCCUGGGGAUACGAUGUGCGAGGUGUAUCUAGUUCUGUGGCCGGUUAGUAAAUUCCUGGUUAUUUGUGACGUGUGUCCUGGGGAUACGAUGUGCGAGGUGUAUCUAGUUCUGUGGCCGGUUAGUACUAUCCUGGUUAUUUGUGACGUGUGUCCUGGGGAUACGAUGUGUGAGGUGUAUCUAGUUCUGUGGCCGGUUAGUACUAUCCUGGAUAUUUGUGACGUGUGUCCUGGGGAUACGAUGUGCGAGGUGUAUCUCGUUCUGUGGCCGGUUAGUACUAUCCUGGUUAUUUGAGACAUGUGUCCUGGGGAUACGAUGUGUGAGAUGUAUCUAGUUCUGUGGCCGGUUAGUACUAUCCUUGUUAUUUGUGACGUGUGUCCUGGGGAUGCGAGGUGUAUCUAGUUCUGUGGCCGGUUAGUACUAUCCUGGAUAUUUGAGGCGCAAUAACAAGUGUUGGUAUUCUCCCAUUAAUGUGUCCUAUUACUGUCUUUGCUUAUUCAGAUUAUGAAGCAAUUGUGAAGCUUUCCGAUGGCUUUAAUGGAGCGGAUCUAAGGAAUGUCUGCACUGAGGCUGGUAUGGAAACAAUUCUUUCACACCCUUAAUUGUGUCCUCAUUAUGGAAUCCUUUGUACCUUUUUACAGCUUGUCUAUUAUUUCAUGAAGUACCUGUAAGCCCCACCCUUUCCUGACAAAUAUCCAGCUACAGAACAUUUGUUUUGCAUUGAAUAAAAUGUUAACUAUGGUAAAUGUUAAUGAACUGCUACAGCUCUGCCGAGCGGUUAUCCAUAUAGAGGCUUAUAGCUUCAUAUAAGCUUCACAAAGGCACAAAAUACUUCUUAUUUUGUGGAUUGAAACCUAUGACAAGCUGACUUGUGAAUGUGACCUCUUUGAGUUUGGCACGGUUUGUGUACUGCAGGGUAAGUGCAUAGACUGGGUUACAGCUAAUGGGGUCUCUUCUCUUAUACAGGAAUGUUCGCCAUUCGGGCAGAUCAUGACUUUGUGGUCCAGGAAGACUUCAUGAAAGCCGUGAGAAAGGUUGCAGAUUCCAAGAAAUUAGAGUCUAAACUUGACUACAAGCCUGUCUAGUAAUAAUCAGAGACUGCAUGGGUGAUUGGCUUAUGUUAGGGGUUUGGUCUUUAUUAAAAGUAAAUAUAACUUCAAUUUAGUCAUUUGAUUGUCGUGGAAGAUAUCUGCUCUCUAUUCUAAUAAUACUGCAUUCGCUGCAGUCAUGUUAGGCACAACUGUUGUCACUAAGCAUUUGUGUAUGAAGGUUAUCCUCUGCAAUAGUGUAACCUAGCAGAUUGUAUGAAAGUUACUGUAUUACGUAAGAAUUUUAUAUCAAUUUGACUUUUUUUUCCCCUUUCCUGGGGUAAAUAAACACUCAAAAAAUUGGG